GAGCGAUCGCUGCUGUCGGGGACCCACACGCUGAGGCUGAACAGUCGCUGUCGGAAGCCAUCGCCGUUGGCGGAGCCGCUCAGUCGCCGGAGACACAGCGGCCAUGAACCGCUUCAGAGUCUCCAAAUUCAGGAACACGGCGGCGCAGGUCCCGCCGCGGGCGGCCUGGAUCACUGACAUCAGAGCAGCCCCUGCUCCUUCAUGCAGCAACCACAUCAAAUCAAGCAGCACCCUCAUCGCCUUUAGUACAAGCAACCCAGCAGGAAGUCUUGGAAUUGUGCCUCUAGAAAAUGGAAACCGGGAACAGCAGCUGGUGUCUGAACUUCCGUGCCAUGGAGAUGCAGUGACAGAUUUUGACUUCUGCCCAUUUGAUGAUUGGCUGUUGGCCACGUGCUCAGCUGACGAGACGGUGAAACUCUGGAGAUUCUCUGGGUCUUCUGCAAAGUCGGAGGCCGUUGUCACCCUCGGGCCUGAAGCUGUGAGGAUUGAAUGUGUGCUCUUCCACCCCGCUGCAGAUGGUGUACUCACCACUGGAGCAGGCAAUACAGCCAAGGUCUGGGACCUGACUCGACAGAAAGCUUUCGUAGCUCUCGAAGACCAUGGUGACCAGAUCCAGAGCUUGUGUUGGAAACAAGAUGGUAGCCUCCUGGGUUCCUCCUGUAAAGAUAAGAAACUGCGGAUCUUCGACCCCAGAGCAAGUUCCUUGGCUGUGCAGAGCAUUGAAGGCCACAAGACGAACAAGGAUUCCCGGGUGAUCUGGCUCAGUUCGACGGAGAAUAUCAUUUCAACUGGAUUCAGUCAGCUUCGAGAACGGGAGGUCAAACUGUGGGAUACUCGCAAGUUCACCUCUUCCAUCAGCACAUUGACACUGGACAGUGCCCAGGGGGUGCUCAUGCCACUGUUCGAUGCUGACACUGGGCUGCUGAUUCUGAGUGGAAAGGGUGAUAGCUUUCUUCACUGUUACGAGGUUUCUGCUGCACAGGCUGCCAUUACUCAAGUGAAUCAGUGCCUGAUGGAGGCCAAAUCCAAGGGGGCCGCCCUGGUGCCCAAACUCAUCCUGGACGUGAUGGCGUGUGAGGUUCUUCGCGUGCUGCAGCUCACAGAGAAUUGCAUCAUCCCAGUCACCUACACUGUACCCCGCAAGUCCCAGAAGGAAUUCCAUGAGGAUUUAUUCCCUGAUACAGUUGGUGCCAUUCCUGCUAUGGCUGCCCAGGACUGGUGGAGUGGAUCCAACAAAGAGGUGCCGAAAGUGUGUUUAAACCCAGGAAAACGCACAAAUCAAAGUUUCAGCUCAAUUGCUGUCCCCGGCCCUCGUGGGCCACCAGAGGAGACUGUACGACCUGUUGUAGGAGAACCAGGGCCCAAAGAGCAGCCGCUACAAAGCAACCAAUCACCAUCCUCAAGCCCCUUGACCUCGCCAUCUAUGACCUCUCUCAGCAGCACCAGUGGAAAGUCGAGUGGCUUCGUAACCAGCCCUCAGAGCCAGAAAUCCCUGCACAGUCUUUUUGGCUCCAGCUCCAAGUUCCGACACGUGCAGGGGUUAGUCAGCCAUCGGGACACACACAUCACCAACCUGAAGGGGCUGAACCUGACCACCCCCGGGGAGUGCGAUGGCUUCUGUGUCAAUCGGGAGCGAGCUGCUAUACCAUUGUCCAUAUCAGGAGGGCAGAUCGCUGUCCUAGAGCUCUCCAAGCAUGGCCGAUUGCCAGAUGGCGCUAUACCCACUAUCCAGAACACAGCGGCCGUGGUGGACAUGAGCUGGGAUCCGUUUGAUUGCUCCCGCCUCGCUGUUGCCGGGGAGGAUGCAAAGAUCCGGGUCUGGAGAAUUCCUGAUGGAGGACUGACCGAGAUUAUCUCAAAGCCUGAGACAGUGCUUCCUGGGCACCCUGAGAAAAUCUACUCCAUCAAAUUUCAUCCAUUGGCAGCCGAUAUCCUGGCCUCGUCCUCGCAUGACAUGACAGUGAAGAUCUGGAAUCUCGAUACGGGCAAAAUGGUGAUCGAGUUGAAGGGGCACAAGGACCAGAUCUUUAGUUUGUGCUGGAGCCCGAACGGGCAGUUCCUCUCCACUGUCUGCAGAGACGGCAAAAUUCGGAUUUAUGAUCCUCGCCGCUCAGUGAGCCCAUUGCAGGAAGGCCCAGGUCCCGAGAGGAAUCGUGGUGCCCGGAUCCUGUGGGUGUGCGGUGGCCAAUAUCUGCUGGUCUCCGGCUUCAACAGCCUCAGUGAGCGACAGGUCUACCUAUACAAAGCGGAGGCUCUCUCAGCGGGUGUUGUGGCCACUGCCAGCCUUGACAUGGCUCCGUCUACGCUCAUCCCUUUCUACGAUGAAGACACCAGGACCGUUUUCCUCACUGGAAAGGGCGACACCAAGGUUUGCAUCUUUGAGAUCCAGACGGAAAAUCCACACUUCUUGGAAUGCAGCACUUUCUGUUCGGCGGACUUGCACAAGGGCUUUGGCUUCCUGCCCAAGACUGAGUGCAACGUGCGGGAGGUGGAGUUUGCCCGCGCCUGGCGCCUCAGCCACAGCUCAUUAGAGAUGGUGCUGUUCAGCGUUCCUCGAGUGAAGAAGGAAUUCUUCCAGGAUGAUAUUUUCCCGGAGACCAGUGUUUGGUGGAAGUUCGCGCUCUCCGCCUCCGCCUGGCUUUCCGGCUCCAACCAACAACAUCAGAAAAUCAGUCUGCAACCCAGCAAUAUGACACCAGUCAGUGCCGCCCCCAAAGAGGCUCCAGUCAGGAAAUACCCUACCUCAGCGUUCUACCUGGAGGAGAAAACAGACGAUCAGAAGAAAGAGGAGCUGCUGAGUGCAAUGGUGGCAAAGCUGGGAAACCUGGAUGACCCCCUUCCUCAGGAUGCAUUUGAGGGGGUGGACGAGGAGGAGUGGGACGAAUAGUUCACCACGAUUGACCUCUGCACAGCACAGUGUUUCAUCUCCUAAUGGCUGAGCUCAGCCUUUCUGUCUGCCUGAGUGCCAUUAAUCAGAAGUGCACUGACAAACCCCUAGCCUGCUCCCUGAACCUCAAUGCAGCUUGUUCCUAGCUCCCCAUUGAGCCUUGCUUUCCAUUGCAACUUGCUUCCUAUUGUAGCUUACCCUCCAUUGCAUCUCUCUCCCCAACCCCAUCUGCCUUGCACCUCACGUCCUCUGCUUUAUCCCCCCUCAUUUCUUGCUCACUCUCAAGUACCUAAGCCUCACUCACUGCUCACACCUGUGCCGCACUCCCCAGCCACACACAAGCGUGCCUCAUUCCUGGUCCCCUGCAGGCACAGCUGGACCUUCCACCCACAUCUGUUUUGCAUUUUGCCGGUUUCUUUACUAAUUGGCAAUCAGGGUUUGAUAAAUAAAAACCUUCAGGUUAAAAAAGGGAAUUUUGUUGUGCUGCUUCUUUCUUCUGCUGAAUUGGGAAAAAGGUCUGCAGUGUAUAUCAGAACCUUUCCUGUGCCCUGCCCAGGAAUGUGAGAGCAGCCAGAAAACAAAAACCUUCACAAGAGUGAAAUUCUCAAGUCAGGGACAGAUUUUAGCUUUAUAGAGUUAAGCUACUGAGAGGAAAAGAAGCUCUUUAGGCGAAAGAAGGAAACCAAAUUUUCAGGCAACUUGUAGCAAUUAAACACAUAUCAAUGCUACCUCUGUUUUUCUAAAUCACUCUUUUUAUUAAUCCCACUGUCCAGCUCUCUCCUGAUAUCCCUAAUGCAUCAGUUCUGUUCCUUAUCCUGCUCUGUUCUGAAUGAUUCUAUUGAUCCAGACUCAGUAGCCACAUAACAUACUGAUUUCCACACACUGUAACAACCCUCUGAGUGAAGAAAUUCCUUCUAACUGCUCCCUUCAUUCAUUUUUCUGUUAACAAUGCUGAGACUGUGCUGCCUUGUUACUUUUUCCCCAACUAAAAGUAAUAGUUAUUCCCCA
Messenger RNA from Callorhinchus milii (elephant shark), 3895 nucleotides. RefSeq names its product coronin-7. The transcript has 28 exons. The record is from RefSeq and is a predicted model, not a curated record. Bases 104 to 2887 code for a protein of 927 amino acids. Lineage: Eukaryota; Metazoa; Chordata; Chondrichthyes; Chimaeriformes; Callorhinchidae. Gene Ontology annotation, molecular function: protein binding.